AAGGCUAAAGUUGAAGAUCAAACACAAGAUCGGAAACAAAAUGAAACUUUCCAAAGUUUUAAGUACUCUGACUGUGGUCUACUCGGUAUGCUUGGGUGUAUGCACGGGCUUGGCUGGGUUUGAUUUUAACGAUAUCGAAGACGAUAUAGUGGUUCGAUACGAGAAAAAACCUCCACAUCACGUUGAGUUCUCUAAUUACCAUCAGUUUUUGAAAACUCCAUUCAAAAAUGAAACUUAUGAAAACUUUUUACACUCCUACAUUGAUGAAUCAACAGCAGUCACCUUCCAAGAUGUGAAUGAUCUGAAUGACAAGAUCAGGCCUGUGAUAAAAAAUCUAGUGACUGAAAACUUUUUCAGAAUCUUUAGGUUGAAUUUGUUCAAAGAAUGCCCAUUUUGGAAAGGAGAUGGCUUUUGUAUGCAUAGAUCGUGUGCAGUUGAUACGAUAGAUGAUUGGGAGAAAUUACCCGAUAUCUGGCAACCCGAAGCAUUAGGUAAAUUGGAAGAUUCCGUGCUAGUGAAGAAGUUGAAUGCAGAUGCUGAGUACAGUAGUAAGGACUAUUGUGAUCUUGAUGGUUUCAUUCAUGAUACGGUUUUUGUUGAUUUGGUUGCCAAUCCUGAAAGAUUUACGGGUUAUGGUGGAGAUCAAAGUUGGCAAAUUUGGAAGAGUAUAUACAAUGAGAAUUGUUUCAAUCUGGGUCACGAUCAAUGUGUUGAAAAGAACUUUUUUUACAAGAUUGUCAGUGGGAUGCAUGCAUCUAUUUCAACUCAUUUGUCAAAUGAAUAUUUGGAUACCACUGCAAUGGAUUACAAACCUAGUUUAGUACAGUUUAUGAUGAGAGUGGGUAACUACCCUGAUAGAAUUGCCAACCUUUAUCUGAACUACAUUGUUGUUCUUAAAGCACUAAUAAAGCUAGAGACUUUUGGCGUUUUUGACGAUCUGACCUUCUGUGAAGAUCUGAAUUUCGUUGAAAAGGAAAACGAAUUCAAAACUAGAUUCAAGGAGCUCUUAGAUCCUGCCUUGGAGUUUAGUGAAUGUCAGAACGAAUGUCUGUUUGAUGAAAAUAUUCUCUUCAAGGAAAAAAAUUCGGCUUCUGUCAAGGAUGAGAUAAAGCAAAAUUUCAAAAAUAUUACUAGAAUCAUGGAUUGUGUGCACUGCGAUAGAUGCAGAUUGUGGGGGAAACUCCAAACUACGGGUUAUGGCACUGCACUAAAGGUGUUGUUUGAGUUAACCGAUAAGGAAAGCUUUCAGCUUGAUUUGUCCAAGGUUGAGUUGAUUGCACUUGUAAACACUUUCGACAGAUUGUCUAAAAGUAUUGAAAGUAUCAAUAAUUUCAAAGUCAAGUAUAACGAAGCGAUUCGGAAAGAGGAAAUGGGCGAGGAUGGCGGAGAUGAUGGCUUUGGGAACGACAAAAUGGGUCGUCUCAAUGAUAGCGCCUUUGUGGCUAAAGUUAAUGACAAAGAGACCUUGAAAAGUGAAGCCAAGGGAAGCCUAAAACAUUCGGAGAACGAUUAUAAAACGCCUAAUUUGUUCCAAAAAGAGACAGAGAUGUAUGAGGAUGUCAUUUAUCCUAACAUAGGUUUGGAUGACACAGACGGCGAAACCUUAGGCCAGAUAUUCAAGCUUGAACUACGAAAUGUAUUCAACACGCUGAAGUUUGUGAUAAGGUCCUACUAUCUUUUUCCCAAGUUGGUUUACAACUGGUGUCUAAUCCGAGUGGUGUAUUACUGGAACACAUUUGUAGGGCACGUUAAUGAAGAUUUCGAUUUUGAUAGGUUAUAUCGGAUUGAGAUAUAGGUAUAUAUAGUUACUUGGUUUGUAUUUUGUUAGAUAAAGAAGUUUAUAAAGUUGUCUGGUCGAUAAAAGAAUUAACUCUUCGAAUGGCGAAACUC
Pichia membranifaciens NRRL Y-2026 is the source of this 1890-nucleotide messenger RNA. RefSeq lists its product as hypothetical. Lineage: Eukaryota; Fungi; Ascomycota; Pichiomycetes; Pichiales; Pichiaceae. Gene Ontology annotation, molecular function: protein-disulfide reductase activity; thiol oxidase activity; FAD binding. The coding region runs from base 41 to 1795 and encodes 584 amino acids. The transcript has a single exon. The record is from RefSeq and is a predicted model, not a curated record. Gene Ontology annotation, biological process: protein folding in endoplasmic reticulum. Gene Ontology annotation, cellular component: endoplasmic reticulum; endoplasmic reticulum membrane.